Molecule: messenger RNA, 1292 nt
Organism: Salvia hispanica
Lineage: Eukaryota; Viridiplantae; Streptophyta; Magnoliopsida; Lamiales; Lamiaceae
Product: ornithine transcarbamylase, chloroplastic-like
Biological process (GO): L-citrulline biosynthetic process
Cellular component (GO): intracellular membrane-bounded organelle
Molecular function (GO): amino acid binding; ornithine carbamoyltransferase activity
Source: RefSeq, a predicted model, not a curated record
GAAAUGGCUGAUAUCAGCUGGGCAAUUGACUUCAUCCCUACCAAAUCACACCAACAAAUUCACUAACCAGUAGACCACACUCAAACCCAAAUCAAUGGCGGCGACCAUUUCUUGCCACCUCUCCUCCGUUUCCUCACCGGAAUCAGCUCCGCUCUCAUCGUCGUCCUCGCACUCGCGCGGUGCUAAAAACCUCCUCCGAUUCCCCAGCGUCUCUGUAUCCACUCCUGCAAUUCCUCAACGAAUCUCGUGCCAGGCUGUUUCUUCUGCGCCGCCCUCGUCUUCUGUCAAUCUUAAAGCGGAAUUAGGCCUUAAAGAUUUCCUUCACAUAGAUGAUUUUGACAAGGAGACUAUUUUUAAGAUCUUGGAUCGGGCCAAGGAGGUCAAGGCUCUUAUUAAAUCAGGAGAAAGGACAUACCUCCCAUUUAAAGGAAAAACUAUGGCUAUGAUAUUUGCCAAACCGUCUAUGAGGACAAGAGUCUCGUUUGAGACAGGCUUUCAUUUGCUCGGAGGGCAUGCUCUGUACCUUGGGCCUGAUGAUAUCCAAAUGGGUAAGAGAGAGGAAACUCGCGAUGUUGCUCGCGUACUGUCUCGCUAUAAUGACAUCAUUAUGGCACGAGUUUUUGCUCAUCAGGAUAUUCUAGAUCUUGCUAACUACGCCACUGUCCCUGUGAUCAAUGGCUUGACAGACUUUAACCAUCCUUGUCAAAUUAUGGCUGAUGCACUCACGAUCAUUGAACACGUUGGUCAACUUGAAGGGACAAAGGUUGUCUAUGUUGGAGAUGGGAACAAUAUUGUGCACUCCUGGCUGUUGUUGGCAUCUAUCAUUCCUUUCCACUUUGUUUGUGCCUGUCCCAGAGGCUUCGAACCUGAUGCAAGGACAGCUAAGAAAGCAAUGAAGGCUGGAGUCAGCAAAAUAGAAAUAGUUAAUGAUGUCAAAGAAGCUGUAAAGGGAGCUGAUGUUGUCUAUUCAGAUGUCUGGGCCAGCAUGGGACAGAAGGAAGAAGCUGAAUACCGUCAUACAGCUUUUCAAGGAUUCCAGGUGGACGAGAAGCUGAUGAAGAUAGCGGGUCCAAAAGCAUAUUUUAUGCAUUGUCUGCCAGCUGAGAGGGGUGUUGAGGUCACUGACGGUGUCAUUGAAGCCCCGAACUCCAUUGUCUUCCCCCAAGCUGAGAACAGGAUGCACGCGCAGAAUGCUAUAAUGCUUCAUGCCCUUGGGCUUUGAUUGCUGAACCUUCGCAUUUUAAGUAGCUUUGUUUUAAAACAAUGUUGGUUGUUGUAUCAGAGAUGAGCAA